AUGGCGGGGGUGGGGACGCUGCGUAGCUCAUUGCCAUACCCGCGAGCCCAUUGGGCACCACCCUAUGCCACUGAGGAAGAGGAUCCUUUCCUCACUCAGAAGCCCAGCUCCUGGAAGAUGGAGAUGCUCGGAGCAGAAUCCCCUGCCCACCUCUGCAAGGUGGACCCUCCUGCCCAGCCUCCAAGUAGGAAACUGGCUGGAGUGGCCCACGGCAGCAGAGUGCAGGGCCAAGGGAGAGAAGAUGACCCUUUGGACUGUGGGGCAAAAGCCAGAUAUGAACUCUGGGGUGGGUGCCUUGCUGGGUCAUUGGGAAAGAAGCCACUCAAGAGACCUACCAGGAGCAGGAAACUUCAGCAAAGAAGGCUGCAGGGGCACCCUCAGGUGCUCAUGCAGGGCUUGGGGUGGGUCUUAUCAAAGGAACAGUGGAGAGCUACUGCCCAUGUCCAGUGCCCAGGCAGUGGCCUUCAGAUGUUCACUGAUGAACAUCUCUCCCACAAAGAGUCAGCUCCAGAGCAUCAAGGCUGGGCCACGACCUGCUCCUGCAAUCAGACUCUCCUGUCCUCAGCACUCCCUUCCACCCACGGUGAUCCCUGCAGCAGUGGGAAACCCCGGCCAGCAAGCUUGGGUGUGAAGAUAAAGGAAUGCAAGGCAAGGGGGUCAGUGAAAAGUCCCACACCCUCGACUGGUCUGAACGAUUUUGGAGGGAGAAACAGAUGUUGUGUGAUAGCUCUGAAUUUUUCAGGAGUUACUCCUGAAAUAAUUACAGAUCGGGAAUCAUACAGUCAAAAGUCAUCUUCAUUUGAGUCAGUUUGGCAAAAUAAAGCUUUUGGGUCCUCCAUCUGCAGUGGCACUGCCGCCAAUGUGCAGAUUUUCGUGAAGACCCUGACGGGGAAGACCAUCACUCUCGAGGUCGAACCCUCGGAUGUAAUAGAAAAUGUAAAGGCCAAGGUACAGGACAAGGAAGGAAUUUCCCCUGACCAGCAAAGACUGAUCUUUGCAUGCAAGCAACUGGAAGAUGGACGUACUUUGUCUGACCACAACACUCAAAAGGAGUCCACACUUCAUCUUGUGUUGAGGCUUCGUGGUGGUGCUAAGAAAAGGAAGAAGAAGUCUUACACCACUCCCAAGAAGAACAAGCAUAAGAGAAAGAAGGCUAAGCUGUCUGUCCUGAAAUACUAUAAGGUGGAUGAGAAUGGCAAAAUCAUUCGCCUUCAUCGGGAGUGCCCUUCAAAUGAAUGUGGUGCUGGAGUUUUUAUGGCCAGCCGCUUUGACAGACAUUGUGGCAAAUGUUGUCUGACCUAUUGUUUCAACAAACCAGAAGACAAGUAA
Lipotes vexillifer (Yangtze River dolphin) is the source of this 1329-nucleotide messenger RNA. The record is from RefSeq and is a predicted model, not a curated record. Lineage: Eukaryota; Metazoa; Chordata; Mammalia; Artiodactyla; Lipotidae.